Saccharomyces kudriavzevii IFO 1802 is the source of this 1137-nucleotide messenger RNA. It is a transcript of the gene MRPL3, whose product is annotated as mitochondrial 54S ribosomal protein mL44. Gene Ontology annotation, molecular function: ribonuclease III activity; double-stranded RNA binding. Gene Ontology annotation, biological process: primary miRNA processing; rRNA processing; regulation of gene expression. NCBI's taxonomy places the organism in Eukaryota, Fungi, Ascomycota, Saccharomycetes, Saccharomycetales, Saccharomycetaceae. The transcript has a single exon. Gene Ontology annotation, cellular component: nucleus. The record is from RefSeq and is a predicted model, not a curated record. Bases 1 to 1137 code for a protein of 378 amino acids.
AUGAAACCAUUUCCAAAGAGUACGUGGCAUUGGAGCCGAACCGUAAGGCCUUUUUCGCAGUGUUUGUCUGGCACUUGCUUCCUGCAACAAACCUCGAGAUUAACUUCAAAACGAUACCUACACCUCUCAACGUCGAAACAGCAACAAAAGCCCCUCCUGCCCGAAUCAGAGCUUGCUAAAUAUAGAGAUUACUACCAAGACCUGAAGAGGACGAUAAAUGAGAUACCCGAAACAGUAGCUUCAAAAUCACCUGCGUUGAGAACGCUUCACAAGAGAUUGCAAUUACCUGAUAAAUUUGCCUAUUCAACACUCUCCAGAUGCUUGACGUGUCCCUCUGCAAAACUGCCUGAUAAGAUCAACAAUCCUUCCAUUGGUGCAGCUUUCAUUAACACCGUACCUACUAAUAAGUACCUGGACAACCAUGGCCUUAAUAUCUUGGGGAAGAACUUGUUAUCUUUCCACGUCACAAAAUCUAUUAUACAGAUAUAUCCAAGAUUGCCCACGGUUGUUUUGAAUGCUGCGGUCAAUGCAUACAUAUCAGAGGCUGUCCUGGCCCAUAUCGCCAAAUACUGGGGCAUUGAAGUGGAAACCACAUCUAUCAUAUCACGUUAUUUGAAACUGGAGCCAUUUGAAUUCACCCUAGGGAGGCUCAGAUUCUUCAAUAACUCGUUGAACUCUGAGGACGGUAUUGAGCUAAUCACUGGAAAGAAUUUUUCCGAGACAAGCGCUCUAGCAAUGAGUGUGAGAAGUAUAAUAGCUGCCGUUUGGGCCGUGACAGAGCAAAAAGACUCUCAAGCUGUUUACAAGUUCAUCGAUAAUCAUAUAAUGAGCAGAAAAUUGGACAUCACAAAAAUGUUCCAGUUUGAGCAACCUACAAGGGAAUUGGCCAUGUUAUGUCGCAGAGAAGGAUUAGAGAAACCUGUGUCGAAGUUAGUCGCUGAAUCUGGUAGGUUAUCAAAAGCGCCUGUUUUUAUUGUACACGUAUUUUCAGGUGAAGAAACUUUGGGCGAAGGCUACGGUUCUUCGUUGAAGGAGGCAAAAGCAAGAGCUGCCACCGAUGCCUUGAUGAAAUGGUACUGCUACGAACCUCUUUCCCAGCAAGAGCCAGUAAUCGACCCAGGUACUGUUGUCGUUUAG